CAGUGCUAGUAUUAUAUCAAAUUAUAUAAUAAACGAAUUAGUAAAUAUCGAAACAUAUUAUUAUACACUUAGACUUCUCUUUUGUAACCAAACUAGCCAAAAAUGUCUGAAGAAACAGAUUUUAGCAAAACAAUUAAAAUUGAACCGUUUGAUGAUUAUCCUCAAGUGAAACAGGAAUUUGAUGAUUAUGAAAAUACAUCAGAUUUGUAUACGAAUAAUGAUAAUAUAUGUCUGCAGCAAUUUCUAAAAUCCGAGGUUACAAUUGACGAGGAAAUAAAACAAGAGACGAUUGAUGACCAAGAUGAAAGUUCUUAUGUAUGUAACGAAGAAAUCAAUACAUCAAGAAAUUUAGUGCAUAGCAUCAAUAAGUCAUUUGAAAAAGUUUCAGGCAAAAGGGAAACAACUAAAAACUUGAAAUCAUAUAAAUGUAAAUCAUGCAGUAAAAUAUUCACAACAAAAAAUAGCUUGAAGAGACAUGAAGCGAUUCACUCUGGGGAACGGCCUCAUGAGUGCAAAAUAUGCAAAAAAAGAUUUUUACAGUCAUAUAGAUUAAGAGAGCAUUUAUCAGUGCAUACUGAAGAAUGCCCGUAUAUCUGUGAAAUAUGCAAUAAAACAUUCACAGCAAAAAAUAGCUUAAUCCGACAUGAAAUGAUCCACACUGGAGAACGGCUUCAUGAGUGCAAAAUAUGCAAUAAAAGAUUUGCACUGAUAAGUAAUUUAAGAAAGCAUUCAUCAGUGCAUACUGAAGAACGUGCUUAUGGUUGUGAAAUAUGCAAUAAAAAAUUCAAAACAAAACAUACAUUAACUCAACAUAAAAUAGUACAUACUGGAGAACGGCCUUAUGAGUGUAAUAUAUGCAAUCAAAGAUUUUCACAGUCAAGUACUUUAAGAAACCAUUUAACAGUGCAUUCUGGUGAACGUCCUUACUCAUGUGAAAUAUGUAAUAAAACGUUCAGAAUGAAAAGCUUGUUAAAAAGACAUGAAGAGGUUCAUUCUGGAGAACGCUCUUAUGAGUGCAAAAUAUGCAAUAAAAGAUUUGCACUGAUAAGUAAUUUAAGAAAGCAUUCAUUAGUGCAUACUGAAGAAAGACCUUAUGAAUGUGAGACGUGCAAUAAAACAUUCAAAACAAAACCUAUAUUAAUGCAACAUGAAAGAAGAAAACAUACUAGAAAACAAACUGUAAUAAAAAAGUCAACAAAACUGUUGAAUCAGUCAAGAAACUGCCUGACCUAAUAAUCCUUAUCCAUUACACAACUUAUAUUGAUUUACCAUAUUAAUUGCACUUUAUUUAAUAUAUAUUUCAGCAACAACUGUGUUAUUCAUAAUCGGUGAAUUGUAUGUAAUAAUAUCA
Ctenocephalides felis (cat flea) is the source of this 1351-nucleotide messenger RNA. Its product is annotated as zinc finger protein 525-like. The transcript has a single exon. The record is from RefSeq and is a predicted model, not a curated record. Gene Ontology annotation, molecular function: DNA-binding transcription factor activity, RNA polymerase II-specific; RNA polymerase II transcription regulatory region sequence-specific DNA binding. The coding region runs from base 103 to 1233 and encodes 376 amino acids. Gene Ontology annotation, biological process: regulation of transcription by RNA polymerase II. Gene Ontology annotation, cellular component: nucleus. NCBI's taxonomy places the organism in Eukaryota, Metazoa, Arthropoda, Insecta, Siphonaptera, Pulicidae.